CACGGGGCUAAUCUGUGAGCGUGCCGAGUGGCCGUUCCUGCUGUGAGGAUUCGCCUUAAUGGCGCCUGCGCCGGGCCCGUGGGAUGCUUCCCACAUGCCCGUCUCCUCAAGGGGGGGUGUCCUUCUGCCCCUCCUGGGGUCCAGGAGAGGAGCCCGGAGAGGGGGUUACUGUUCGGGCCCAGUCACCUCAGUCCCCACAGGUAAAUAGGAGGGGAGUCGAGCUGGGCACCGUGGGUGUGAAGUCACUGACUUGGCUCUAAAAAGCGCUUGAGGUGACGGAGGAAGAUUUGCCGCUUGCACCGUGCGCCUCCUGUAGCUUCUGUGGGCAGUCCUCACUCCUGCGGGAGCAGAGUGCGGUUCUGUUGUUCCAGGGAGACUGGCUGCCACCCAGAGAGCUUGGUGUCUUCCCUCCGUUGACGGGCGCAGCUUAGGAGCAUCCGUAUCCACCUCUGCACGCCGGGAGACAACUGACACUGGGUCCUGGGCCCUGGGUCUUCAGCCAUGGAAGUCCUGGGCCCUGCCCAAGUCUCCGCCUUGUCUGUCACAGCCCUGGCCAGAAUGCUGUCUUUGGGAGAGGGGUCAAGGUGGCAUCGUCCUCACCGGAAUCAGAGGGAGUCACAUCAGAAGCGACCCGCCUGGGGAAGCACCGCACGGCGGGAAAUGACAGUCGGUCCCUGAAGUCUCGGCUUUUGUGGACGAGGCAGAGCCAAACAGGUGAAGGGUCACAGGGGUCAGUGCCCAGGGGUCAGUGCCCAGACUGCUGUGGAGGAGGGAGGCGAGGCUGGGAGCUGCCGGCAGCACAGACCCACGCAGAGCAGGGCGCCCGGCAGAGCCUCCAGCUCCCCUUGCACAGAGGGCCUCGCUCGGCCGGUUGUGAACAUGCUGUCCUUUCUGAACAGCCUCCUGGCGUGGAUCUGAGCGGAGGCUGCGGCAGCGGUGGCCGAGCCCUGGGGCUUCCCCUCGUCCUCCUGCUCCCAGGCUGUCCUGUCUCUGAGGGUUUGCUCGCUGCAGGCUGUUCUCCGUUUCCUUGGGUGCAGCUGUCUUGGUCUCGGACUCCUGUGCAGAGCGGUGCGUCCUUGGGCACUCUCCAUCCCUAACCUCUCCACACCUGUCUGCGUCCGGCUUGGAGCUGGUCAGUGGUGGUGAGAACGGAAUGAGUUACUGGGCGUGAGGUUGUUUGAACAGCCCCAGCCGUGGGCGGUGGGCAGCCUGCAGCUCCUCUCUGUUAGGCUUGGUUUGGGGCGAGGCCCAGUUUCAGGCUCUGUCUGGACACCUUCUGAAAGGACCAGCCCUGCCGCUGUGGCCGAGCCCUGGGCACCUGCUUGCAGACGUCCUUUCCCUGUGGAUUGAUCUGACCCUUGUAGUUCAAGGUUUGUGGCAAUCUAAUAUUUAUUACUUCAUUAGAUCUUCGUACCAACCCUCAGUGGCCUCAUUUCACAGAUGGAAAAGGCAGACCUGGCAAAUAAUUUCCAAAGAGAAAAAAGCCAGGGCUGGGGUUUGGCCAGCCAGGCUGCUGGGCGGGGCCUGGGCCCACGAGCUGCUCAUCCCACACACGCGCCUGGAGCCCCGGCCCUGCUCACCCCUCGGCCUUCCAGCCUCUCCUUUCUGCUGAUGCACUUUUAUGCUUCUCGGUGCGCAGGUGUCUCUGGCUGGACUCCCCCGGCCAAGCGGCAGGCAGCAAGUUUUGAGAAGCAGGUGAGGUUAGCAGACCUGCCACCCCCUUGGGGGCUGGGGCAGGAGCCCAAGAGCAGAAGCUUUGAAACCACCCUCAGAAUCCCCAGGGGAAGGGCUUCAGGGACACAUGGACAAAUGGACACUUUGCAGGUUCCCUGCUUGUUUGUUUAUUUGUACGAGAGCCGCUGAGGUAGACCAGCAGGGAUUCGGCCCGUCCUGGGUGAGAGGGACCUCAACCCCAGGUUUGCCAAGGGGACCCCUGCAGGCCCUGGCGUCCUAAGACCGGCUCUUUUGCUGAUGGCGGCACAUAGGGGCCCUCUCCCGGGGACGUAAGCCAGCGCCCUCCCCUCGAUCCCUCAACAGGAGAUGGCACGUGGAGCCCUGUCUUCGUCUUGAAGCACUGAGGCCCACCCAGCUGCCCCUUCUCCCACCUUCUGCCCUUGGGCCCCACCCCUGCUGCAGGGCGAGGUCGGGGAGGGAGAUGGUGGGCCGGGCAGGGGCAGGUCACAGGUGCCUUUGCCCAGAGUGUUGUCUGGGCGACAACAGGACUUCUGCCUGGCACACCGAGCUGCGGCCAGAGGCUCUGAUGGGGGCCCAACAGGCCUGCCUCUGUUCCAGCUGGAGGGUUUCUGUGAAGAUGGUGGGUGAGCGGGCUGUGCGCUGAGAAUGAACCACAGGGCGGGCGGCUGAUCUGGGGAUCCUCGCGAGGGCAGGGUGCCCUCCACGGAGGGGAGGGUCUGUGAGGUGAUGAGGAUGCUGGUCCAGCGGGAUGACAGGUUCUCCUUCCCUGUCGGGAGUGUCUGUCGUGGGCGGUGGCGGUGCUGAUGUUUCACUCUGAGCUUGUUAAUUUUGUAAUUCUUUAACAAGGUGAUUUCGGUCCAGGAAGAACUCUAAAACUCAGGUCAUCAGCUAGGAAAGGUAUUGGCAGUAAACACAACAGAUGAGGGGAGUUAAGGUGGGGGAAAUGCUGGGAGAAAAUAAGGAAAUUCCCCCCCCAGAGCCCUCCCCCUGCCCCCCCCCCUUCAGUCUGAAGGCUUCUUGGAGCAGCAGAGUAAAAAGACCCCUGGCACAGACGGGCCGAGGGUCCCAGUCUCUGGGCUCACAAUAGGGGGGCGGAUCUAAGCCCCGGGAGGUGGGUGCAGGGUGGUGAGCGAGGCUGAGGCUGGGGGCCCUUCAGCAGUCACAGGCUGGUUCCUCAGCACGUCGGGAUUUUGGAGACGUGAACGCUCCUUUCCACUGAGAAAGUGCUAAAACAACAACUCUUAGACAAGUUGGUGCGGAGCACACAUCAACAUUUAUUCAGUCGCCGUCAGAGGAGCCAGCAUGUGACAAAAGCGUGUUAGUUCAGAAAGGAUAUGAAACCUGGGGGGGAUUCUCGGGAAACAGAUGCCUGUUACAUAAGCGGCUUGUUUACUCGUGAGGAUCCCAGCUUCCUUCCACACGGUCAUCUGUUCGUCUGUAGCGUCGUGUCAGAGGAAAUCGGACAGGACGCCCAGGGCACCACACGGUGCCCACUUUCUCCGUUCAGGGCCCUACGGCGGCACCUUUGGCAGCUCCUCGGCUCUGCUGUCGUGCCACGGAAAGUAGCCGGGGCCGAUACGAUGCACCUGAAAUUUGAGUUUCUUGUAACUUACACGUGUCACAAAAUAGCCUUUUUUUUUCCAAUCCACUUAAAAUGUAAGAACCAUUCUUAAUCUCUAGGCUGUGGACCGGACCUGGCCUGCAGGCCGUCGCAUGUGGCCCCGGCGCACAGAUGCACCGCGGAAGAGCCGGGCAUCGAAGCACACGCGGCGGCGGACACAGGUCACCAGGGAUACGUGCUGCUCGCCCUGCUGGGGUCAGCUAGCACAGAUGUGGACAGUGUUCCCGGGUCAGCAGCACCUCCCCAGCGACGGUUCUGCUCUUAGACGUUUCAUCAAAUGGCUAGUAAACGCACGGAAUGCAAAAUCUGUACAAUUCUUAGUUUUGGAACAUUUUGGGGAGCACAUAUUUUUUUGCUUCUUUGACAAAUGAGGUACUUCUCACUCUUGCUGUGUGGCCUUGGGCAGGUCCCCUCACCCUCCUGGGCCUCCAUUUUCCAUCCUUUGAAGAUCAGAGUAGUAGCUUCUCACACAAUUCUUGUGGGGAAAAUGCCCUUUGCACAGUGACGGGCACUUGAGGGCCUGAGGAAAACCUAAGCACAGGAGCUCACAGGGUCCCCAGGUGCCCACUUGACCCUGACCCCCAGAAGCCCAGCUCCCUUCUGAUGGAAGCAGGGAGGUGAGUCCUAUACCCACUUCCUCCAGGAAAACUGCCCCAAGGAGCCCCCCAGGCCCCUCCUGGGGCUGGUGAGACCAGCCUUUCCCUUGAGAGUGGGUGGGGCAUCGGGCCCCAGAGGAGAGACACAGGGACCCUGGGGGAAAGGCUGCCCUUGGUCUCCCUCUGACUUCUUCCCCCAGGGACCGUCACGCUCUUGUGUUGAGGGCGGCCCUGGAGGGUCUUUCGUGGGCGAGAAGAGCCAGGCCUCCAGCCAACCAGGGUAGAGAAGGAAAAAUCCCAAGUUUCUCUGUGAUUGGAUUCAGGCUUUGUUCGUUAUUCAAAACUGUUAAGCACCUGCUGUGCUGGAGGUACAGCAGCGAGAGAGAGGCUUGGCUGCCCUCACAGGGUGUACACUUCAGACAAGACUGAUAAACACACAGGUAUGAUGAAUGCCGCAAAAGAGAGGUGGACGAUGUUAUUGCUCGUGGGGGGGCUUGUGGCAGGGGUGAUGGGACCAAAGUCAGGAAAAAAUGAGUGGCUGCUGACCAGGUUAAUGAAGGAGGGGAGGAUGUUCUAAGAGCGGGGGACUAGCAUGUGCAAAGGGCCCGUGGCAGGGGGAGCCUGCAACAGCAAAGGCACCGAAGACACGGCAGUCAUUCUCUGUCCCAGCACCGUUUGCUUUUUGCAGCCCAGUAACCAGUUUCUGAAAUUACCCUGUUUCUAUUUUUACUUGUUACUCUACUCACCUCACUAAAAUGUCAGCUCUCUCAAGCCAGGAAUCUGUCUUGUUCAUAGUGUCCGUAGCUCCUAGGACAGUGCCUGGCAAAGAGCAGGUGCUCAACAAAUAUUUGUGGAAAAUGACAGUGACAUUGAUGAUGGUGGUGGUGGUGAUGAUGGUCAUGGUCAUGGUGAUGGUGACAAUGAUGGUGGUGAUGGUGAUGCUGGUGGUGACGAUGGUGGUGGUGAUGAUGGUGAUGGUGAUGGUGGUGGUGGUGGUGGUGCUGGUGCUGGUGGUGACAGUGGUGGUGGUGGUGGUGGUGAUGGUAGUGGUGACGUCCGCAUUCCAGGCAGACGCUGUGUGCAGUCCUGUGCCAUUGCACUUCCAAGAAUCUCACGUGUGUGAACUUGUGUGAACCUCGCCGCCACCUGUGAGAGAUGGAAGUAACUUGCUGAGUCUCACAGUGGUCGGUGCCUGCGUCAGGAUUCAUCUCAGGCAGGCUCCCCCGAGAUCACGCCCUGCCGCACCGCCGCAAGAUGCAGGCCUGGCCCGGUGGAGCCCAGAUGCACAGCUUCCCUGCCGUGGGACCCACUCCUCUCUCAGCGUCCCAGGAAAUGACAGGACCUGCUCCCUGUGGAAGGCCCUUCUCCUUUUUAUAUUCAUCUGCAGCUGUUUCUUGAAUGGCUGCGCCUUCAUUUGUUUAACCGGUCCUGACCUGUCGGGCCUGCGGGCUGCUCCAAUCCUGUGCUGUUCACCAGUGAUGCCCCAGUGAGGCUGCUAGUACCUAAUGGUUCCCUCACUUCUUUGGUCUCAUAGAUAAAUUGCUCUGCUGAAGCUGCGCCCGAAUCCAUUGCCUCUCUCCCGCUCUGUUCAAGCCCGUGGCUUCCAGGAUUCAAUCCUGUUUUCCCUUCUUUGGCUCUCAGUUUCACCCCGCAGGGGAGCCCAUGUCUACGAUGGGGCUCUGACCCAGGAACACUCCCAUGACCACUGGACACUUAGCUUGGACGUCGCACAGACACCUCGAAAGCUACAUUUUUCUUCUUUUGGGCAGAGAAAAUACUCUGUGUAAUAUGAUCAUGAUAGAUACAGCUCAUGAUACAUCUGUCCAGACCCACAGAAUAUAGAAGACCAGGGGUGAGCCUCAUGUCAACUCUGGGCUCUGGGUGGGGAUGACCUGUCCGUGCCGCUUCAUCAGUGUUAACAGAUGUACCCUGUGGUGGGGUGUUGAUGGUGGGGAAGCUGUGCAUGCAGAGGGGCAGGGCGUGCACAGGAGCUCCCUGUGUCUCCCCCCCAGUUUUGCUGUGCCUAAAACUGCUCUAAAAAAUAGUCUUAACUUUAAACAAUGAAAUAGGCAUGCAAAAAUAUACGAAAAUACUUAACACCUGUGUUCCCUCCACCCAGCUUUAGAAAUUACAUACCUAGAAAGCCCUUGGUGCAUUCUCCGCCCGCCCCCCCCCCCCCCCCCCCCCCGCUAUCUAUUCCUCUCCCUGCCCCAAAGGUAACUGCUGUCCUGAUUCGGCUUUGUCAUCCUCCACCCAUGUCUCAGCAAGUCUAGCCUUGCUCACUUAAAGCCGGAGCUGGUUCACACCUGGACAAGUGCUGGGGCCACUUCCCCUGACCCACUGCACAGGGCCUCCACCCAGCUCUCCGAGAGUCUCUGCCGGCUCUGUCCCUGCAGGGUGGGGUCUCUGUGAGGGCGAGGGUCGCCUCUGCCCUUUGUCCACCGCGGCUCCCGCCCCAGUACCCGGGGCAGGGGGCUCAGUAGAGGGUGGGGUGUCCAUGCAUCUGCUACGUUACUGGGUCCAUGUGGAUGGGAUUUUUUUUUUUUUCAGUAUUUAACUAUAUUUUCUGAUUAAAAUAGAAAAAAAAGGGGGCUGAGAGUAAGGGCAACGGAAAUUACACUGUGCUGAUACAGAGACUUUAAAUUCUAGUCAGAGUUAAGGUCCAUGUUAAAGGUCAACUGAUGGUUCCAAGGAAAUAACAUGGAGUCUGGUUGAGACAUACAUGAGCUGAGUGUCAUCAUUAGCCGCAAUAAUGGAGGAAAACAGCUCUCAGCGAAAUUGGAGUCCACACCUGUCAGGCACGGGUAGGGAGAAGUCUGCAGAAAUGGGUUCUCUCCAUGCCCCCGUGACAAAGAAGGCUCCUGGUUUGAUGGGAAGAGUAGCUCUAGUUCCCAGAUGGUGUCCACAGCUCAGAGCCGAGUCUAGCAGUGGAACUGAGCGGAGCACGUAGGCACACACACAACGUAAAAUUGACCAUCUUCAUCAUUUUUAAGUGCACAAUUCAGUGUCAUUAAGUUUAUUCGCAUUGUUGUGCGUCCAUCGCCACCAUCAUCUCCAGAACCUUCUCAUCUUCCCAAACUGAAACUCUGUCCCCAUUACACCCUCACUCUACACCCUCCCCCAGCCCCUGGCACCCCCCCACAUCCCACCCUCUGUCUCUGUGGAUUUGAUGACCUCAUACACGUGGAGCCAUACAGUGCCCGUCCUUCUGUGACUGGCUGUUUCACUCAGCGCAACGCCCUCCGUGUUCAUCCUGUUGGAGCAGGUGUAAGAAUUUCCUCCCCUCCCCCUUAUUUUUUUAAAUAUUUAUUUAUUUAUUUAUUUACUUUUGGCCGUGUUGGGUCUUUGUUGCUGCACGCGGGCUUUCUGUAGUUGCGGCGAGCGGAGGCUGCGCAUUGCAGAGCACGGGCUCUAGGCGCGUGGGCUUCAGUAGUUGCGGCACAUGGGCUUAGUGGCUCCGCAGCAUGUGGGAAUCUUCCCGGACCAGGCCUCGAACUCGUGUCCCCUGCAUUGGCAGGAGGAUUCUUAACCACUUCGCCACCAGGGAAGUACACCCCCUUUUUCUUUUUUAAAUUUAUUUAUUUAGUUGCACCGGCUUGCAGAAUGCGGGCUCCUUAGUUGCAGCUCACGGGCUCCUUAGUUGUGACAUGAGGAUUCUUAGUUGCGGCAUGCAUGCAGGAUCUAGUUCCCCGACCAGGGAUCGAACCUCGGGCCCCCUGCAUUGGGAGUGCUGAGUCUUAUCCGAUAGACCACCAGGGCAGUCCCCAGGAUUUCCUCCCUUUUUCAAGGCUGGAUGAUGCUCUGCUGUAGUUAGCUGUGCAGAUGGUUUUGACCAGGCCGUGUUCCCUGUAGCGGCUCCGCGGUCCCAAGAGUGGCUGCCGACCCCUCCCCAGCAUCACCAGUAUGGACUCAGGGGAGACCGGCAUGUGUGCCAGUGUGGGAAUGGCCAGCUCUCCAGCCACGCCCUAGGGCCUGAAACGCCCCCUCCCCUUGGGCUCUGUCUGUCCUUCCUUGGGGCACUCUGGCCCUUCGCCCCGUGGAGACCUCGCUCCAGGUGAGGGAGAGAACUGCUUCCAGCAUCUCUCUGCCAUGGAGACGGGGAACUAGAAAGUGCAGCAAUUUUAAGAGUCAAGGAAGUCGUGCACCUGAGGGGGGCCUGUGGCCUUUUCCUUUCCCCCCCAACACUCCCCCAAAGGUGGAGUCCCCACCUCUCCAAGCCAACCGAGGGGGGCUCCGAGAGUCACCGAGAGAGAUCGGGGUGCCUGCAGAAGGGACAUCUCCUCACCCAGGGGGCUUGCUGAGCUACCCUCUGUGUCAUCCGAGAUGAUGGAGCUGGAAAAGAGAGCCAGAGAGAGACAGCCAGGCAGAGGGGGCCCCAUUUGCACAAGAGGAUGUGUGAUUUUCCUCCAGCUGACAGCACUCCAAGGAGGCACGCCCGUGGACCAUCUCGCUGAUACCAGGGGAGCUGCCAGCCAGAAAUCUCUAGCUGCAGCCUGGCCAGGAGCGGCUCCACCUCUGUGGCUGGUCCUCCCACACCCAGGAACAUCUUCUGAGGAUCCGCGGCUGGCUGCCCCAAGGGCCUGAAGCUCACGUCUGGCAGCUCUACCACCCCUGCCACAGGGAGCGUGGGUGUGGAAUCACGACCCGUGUCCUUUGAUCUGGAGACUGCCCUGGUUGGGUGUGCAGAGCACUUGGAGUGAUUGCCUGCGAGAGUCACCAACUCUACACGAAGGAACCAUGGACACAAUCAGCGAGGUGGUGCAGCGGGCCAGAGCCGCCUUCAACGCGGGCAAGACGCGCCCGCUCCAGUGCCGCGUCCAGCAGCUGGAGGGGCUGCGGCGCCUGAUCCGCGAGCGCGAGAAGGACCUCGUGGGCGCGCUGGCCGCCGACCUCCGCAAGAACGAAUGGACCGCCUACUACGAGGAGAUCGUGUACGUCCUGGAGGAGAUCGACUACGUGAUCAAGAAACUCCCUGAGUGGGCUGCGGACGAGCCCGUGGAGAAGACGCCCCAGACCCAGCAGGAUGAGUCCUACAUCCACUCAGAGCCCCUGGGUGUGGUUCUCAUCAUCGGCACCUGGAACUACCCCUUCAGCCUCACCGUCCAGCCCAUGGUGGGCGCCAUUGCUGCAGGGAACGCGGUGGUCCUCAAGCCGUCGGAGCUGAGUGAGAACACAGCGAGCCUGCUGGCCACCAUCCUCCCCCAGUACCUGGACAAGGAUCUGUACCCGGUGAUCAGUGGGGGUGUCCCCGAAACCACGGAGGUGCUCAAGGAGAGAUUUGACCACAUCCUGUACAUCGGGAGCCCCGGGGUGGGCAGGAUCGUCAUGAUGGCUGCGGCCAAGCACCUGACCCCCGUCACGCUGGGGCUGGGGGGCAAAAACCCCUGCUACGUGGACAAGGACUGUGACCUGGACGUCGCCUGCAGACGCAUCGCCUGGGGGAAAUUCAUGAACAGCGGCCAGGGGUGCGUGGCCCCCGAUUACAUCCUGUGUGACCCCUCGAUCCAGAACCAAGUCGUGGAGAAGCUCACAAAGUCCCUGAAGGAGUUCUACGGGGAGGAUGCCAAGAAGUCCCGCGACUACGGGAGAAUCAUCAACUCCCUACACUUCCAGAGGGUGAUGGGCCUGAUGGAAGGCCAGAAGGUCGCCUACGGGGGCACCGGGGAUGCGACCAGCCGGUACAUAGCCCCCACCAUCCUCGUGGACGUGGACCCCCAGUCCCCGGUGAUGCAGGAGGAGGUCUUAGGGCCCAUAAUGCCCAUCGUAUGCGUGCGCGGCCUGGAGGAAGCCAUCCAGUUCAUCAGCCAGCGCGAGAAGCCCCUGGCCCUCUAUGUGUUCUCCCUAAACGACAAGGUGAUUAAGAAGAUGAUCGCGGAGACUUCUAGUGGCGGGGUGACGGCCAACGACGUCAUCGUCCACACGACCGUGCCCUCGCUGCCCUACGGGGGCGUGGGGGGCAGCGGCAUGGGGUCCUACCAUGGCAAGAAGAGCUUCGAGACCUUCUCCCACCGCCGCUCUUGCCUGGUGAGGCCUCUGCUGAAUGAGGAGGCCCUCAGAGCCAGAUACCCCCCGAGCCCGGCCAAGAUGCCCCGUCACUGAAGCUGCCCUGGCCUCGCUGUGCUGCGCCCUUGGACGGCUGCUCCUGGCACCCCUCUUGCUCCGAGGGCAUCCUCGCCUCCCUCUCUAGAGUAGAGACCAAUAAAGUUUCCCAGCAGCCCAGGA
Molecule: messenger RNA, 10134 nt
Organism: Orcinus orca (killer whale)
Lineage: Eukaryota; Metazoa; Chordata; Mammalia; Artiodactyla; Delphinidae
Gene: ALDH3A1
Product: aldehyde dehydrogenase 3 family member A1
Exons: 16
Coding region: 8650-10011 (453 amino acids)
Biological process (GO): aldehyde metabolic process
Cellular component (GO): cytoplasm
Molecular function (GO): aldehyde dehydrogenase (NAD+) activity
Source: RefSeq, a predicted model, not a curated record